GCAGCAGAAGUUCAAUGGCACUUACAACCCUAUGACUAAUGUGCUGAGUUGUCCCUAUGGGUAUGAAUAUUUCAGAGAUCACCCAUGCUGGAAUUGAGCAGUGGUUCACAAGGAACACCGAGGUCUGAAAUUCACUAUUGGCUGUUGGUUGAACAGCCCUCCCCCUGCAAGCUCACAUCCAAAGAUCAGUGAGGACAUUAUCCUUAUGGCACCCCUCUCUUGAGAUGCUCAUUUCCACUUCCUCCUCUUCGUGAGUAAAUAGUUUGAAGGAAUCGCAUUCCUCUCUGUUGAGCCUGCUCUGUGUGAUAAAUACCAAUUAGUAGCAACAGCUAAGAACUACAGUUUCUGUCCCUACCAGGAAAUAGUUGGAACUAGGCAAGAAAAAGUGAUGAUGGAAGCAGUAACAGUGUUAAACGCUGUUCACUCUUGCAGAGCUCUCUGCAGUUCCAGCUCUGCUGGAACUAGGUGUUACUGAGAAAAAGCAUGUGUUGCUUCACCUGAGAAGGGCAAACAAGGAUAACUGGGAGGCAGAGGUAGUAUUCCCUGUUUUUCCUCCUGUGAAAAAUAGAUCUGGAGAGUUAUGAUAGUAACACGCUCAGUUCUCAGAGCUUAGUUUGCAAUAGGGCACUAUUUAUGGGCUGAGUAACAGAUUGGGGCCACAUUUGCAUAAGAAAGAUCGAUGCCGCUGUAAAUUACAUCUUGCUCUCUGCAAUACCAUAAUUACACACUUUAUGGUCUGUAAACAACAUGCUUAAAGACAACUGAGCCCAAGUACAUGCUAACCUAUGUGUGUCUUCAUCUUAGCCAUGCAAGCAAAGCCUGUUACUGGUUGAGGGCACUGUGUAGCAACAGAGUUGGAGUAAUUUUUAGAUUUAGUACAACAGGAUUAAAUCUGGACUGCUGGGUUUUUGCCAAAUUCCACAGUAACCCUUACUGCUUUUAACAAAUACCUUUGACCCAUUCAGUUGCACUGGCAGUAGCUAUUUUGUGCUCCAGCCAUGAGUUGGUGAAUUAUAAAAACUACUUACUUUUAGGGGUGUUGGUGGAUUUUUUGUUCUCAGAUACAACGAUGAAAAACUUACCUGCAGAAUCAGUGUAUUCCACGUGCUUAACUGAGUAACAGCAUGCACAUAGACGUGGGGAACAGUGCCAGCACUAACAGUGACAUGGCACUGGCUUCACAUGACUUGUCUGGGAGGGGACAAGCAGCUCCUGCUUGGAAACACACCCCUAUUGCCCUUGCCUAAACCCUCAUAAAGUUUCGACAGGAGAUGUGAAAAGUGAGGAGCUGAACUCUGCUCUGAACAGACAAAAAGGACCUCUCCUAGGCUACCAUCAGCAGGUGGUGAGAAAGAACAGGCAGCCAGAGUUCAAGGGUGCUUGAAAAGAUAUGAUAGAGACUUUGAGGAAGUCAUUAAAAGGCAGUGUCAUGUCUGUGUGAAGUCCAUUGUCAGCUUUUCUAGGAACAGGGGUUCCCCUAAAACUGUGCAGUGCUUGGUAGGACAUCAAACACCACUUCUGGUCCUGUGUCUGUCUACACAGAAAUGCGGCUGUUCAGGUGACCAGUUUAUUCCUCCUUUCUGAAACGCUGCAAGCCUCCCAAGAAGCUUCCCUCCAUUAUCAAGAUGGAAACAGACUCUGGAUAUUCCUCCACAGCUGAGCUGCAGAAGCAGGGAAAGAAGCUCUCGGAUGCCUUGAGGAUCAGUGCCUACGUCUUCAGUACAGGCCUGCUCAGCUUCACUGCCUUAGUGAACAUUGCUUCUUGGUUUAUGCAAUAUAUAACUUUAGGCAAUUUCUGGCAAACAGCAUGGUUGGAGUUCUAUGACCAUAUGGAGGGAGAUGAGUGGACAAUCUUCCUCGUUGGGGCUGCAUUGGUGCCUGCACUUGCUUUCUGGGGCUUCAAUGGAAUCCUUCUGGUGGCUGAUGUAACAGGAAAGCCAACUUUCAUUACUCGCUAUCGCAUUCAGCUGGGCAAGAAUGAUCCUGUGGACAGAAAAAAACUGUGGAAAGCCAUCUACACAGCCCUGGGUAAUCAGCUCUUUGUCUCCUUUCCCAUGCUUGUGCCCAUGUUCUACAUCAUGAAAUGGUGGGAAAACACCUUCAGCAAGGAAUUACCAACAUUCCAAUGGUUUCUUGUGGAGCUAAGCAUUUUUACUGUAAUAGAGGAAAUUCUCUUCUAUUAUACACACAGGCUUGUUCACCACCCAGUGCUGUAUAAGCACAUUCACAAGAAGCACCACGAGUGGACAGCCCCCAUCGGUGUGGUCUCCAUUUAUGCUCACCCAAUAGAGCACAUAGUCUCCAACACUCUGCCUGUCAUGACUGGCCCAAUGAUCAUGGGAUCUCAUAUUGUUUCAGUCUCAGCAUGGUUCUCCAUUGCUCUUGUAACAACAAGCAUUUCUCACUGUGGCUACCACCUGCCCCUCCUGCCAUCUCCAGAGUUCCAUGAUUUCCACCACCUCAAGUUCAAUCAGUGCUACGGAGUGCUGGGAGUGCUGGAUUUUCUGCACGGCACGGACAAAAUGUUCAGACAGACCAAAGCCUUUGAGAGACACAAGGUCCUGCUCAGCUUCACACCACUCUCUGUAAGCAUCCCAGACCCACCCAAGAAAGAUGAGUGA
This is a messenger RNA of Lonchura striata (white-rumped munia), 2621 nucleotides long. The record is from RefSeq and is a predicted model, not a curated record. NCBI's taxonomy places the organism in Eukaryota, Metazoa, Chordata, Aves, Passeriformes, Estrildidae.